AAUGCCAAACUCUGCGAUUACUAGAGAAUCACUGAUGUCACAUUUAAGCUUGGAAACAAGUUCAUCUGAAAUUACCAUGACUAACGAACAGGUUUCAACAGAAAGGUCAGAGAAGACCACAGAAGGUGAAACAGAAGAACCUGAGCUCUCUACAUCAGAAAUUCAGAACAUGACAUCACUACCAAAUUCAACCAUAGCUGCAAUCUUAGAAUCAACUUUGAGAAAUAAUGCUAUGAGUACUUCAGAAGCUUCGUCAGAAAGUCCAGAAGAACCCGCUACAUCUUAUCCCCAAGCAAUGAGUGAUUCCACACUAUUUUCAAUGCCCAACUCUGCGAUUACUAGAGAAUCACUGACGUCACAUUUAAGCUUGGAAACAAGUUCAACUGAAAUUACCAUGACUAAGAAACAGGUUUCAACAGAAAGGUCAGAGAUGACCACAGAAGGCGAAACAGAAGAACCUGAGCUCUCUACAUCAGAAACACAAAAAAUUACGUCACUACCAAAUUUAACCACGAGUGCAAAUACAGAAUCAGCUUUGACAAAUAAUGCUAUGAGUACAUCAGUAGCAUCGUCAGAAAGUCCAGAAGAACCCAUUACAUCUUCUCCCAAAGCAAUGAGUGAUUCCACACUAUUUUCAAUGCCAAACUCUGCGAUUACUAGAGAAUCACUGACGUCACAUUUAAGCUUGGAAACAAGUUCAUCUGAAAUUACCAUGACUAACGAACAGGUUUCAACAGAAAGGUCAGAGAUGACCACAGAAGGUGAAACAGAAGAACCUGAGCUCUCUACAUCAGAAAUUCAGAACAUGACAUCACUACCAAAUUCAACCAAAGGUGCAAUUAUAGAAUCAACUUUGACAAAUAAUGCUAUGAGUACAUCAGAAGCAUCGUCAGAAAGACCAGAAGUACCCGUUACAUCUUCUCCCCAAGCAAUGAGUGAUUCCACACAAUGA
Messenger RNA from Brienomyrus brachyistius, 952 nucleotides. RefSeq names its product location of vulva defective 1-like. The coding region runs from base 2 to 952 and encodes 316 amino acids. The transcript is spliced from 3 exons. The record is from RefSeq and is a predicted model, not a curated record. NCBI's taxonomy places the organism in Eukaryota, Metazoa, Chordata, Actinopteri, Osteoglossiformes, Mormyridae.